AUGCCACUAAACAGAACGAAGCGAACGAAGCAAGUUCACUUGUCGGCUGCCGUCCCCCCACCAAACAUUCGUUCAGUCCCAUUCGCCGAAAGCAAACGGAGACUUCCGGGACGCAAUACAUAUCCUUAUUUUGCACAACAGGGCGUGCAGGGCAUGCAGGGUGCAAGAAGGAGAGCGGAGAUGAUCAUCACUGAAAUCUCCGCUGAAUGCACAAAGCUGCUUGGUACCAACCAUAAUACCAGGAUCAUGCUACAAAAAGAAGAAGAGGAGAAGGCAGAACUUGAAACCCAGAACACAUUGGAGGUUGAAGUGGCAUCUCGGAAUGUGGGAAGAACACCAAAAGAUCCAAGAGCACUCCCAUGA
Messenger RNA from Penicillium pulvis, 363 nucleotides. RefSeq lists its product as uncharacterized. The transcript has a single exon. The coding region runs from base 1 to 363 and encodes 120 amino acids. NCBI's taxonomy places the organism in Eukaryota, Fungi, Ascomycota, Eurotiomycetes, Eurotiales, Aspergillaceae. The record is from RefSeq and is a predicted model, not a curated record.